AUCGUUGUACCGAUGUCCUGAUGCUAUCGUUUAAAGCUUUUAAAAAAUCUGGUAAAAAGGUCGAGGCUGGCAAAAACGGUAUUGUUUCAAAAGAAAAAGUUGUUGAAAGUCAAGAAUUGAAAAAGCAGCUUUCUGCUGUAUAUGAAAAAGCCUUAUCUCUUCAACUGGAAGGUCAAUACAAAGCGGCUAUAAAAUAUUAUAAAAAAAUACUUUUAUCGGAGCUACAUGCCUCUUCUAGGCUUAAAAAGCUUGUUUAUUCAAAUCUUAGCGAUUGUUACAAGGCAAGGAACAAUUUGCAGAAAUCAAUUAUAUAUUGUAUUGAGGCCGUCUCACUUGAUCGAGCCGAUGUGGUGUUAUGGGAUCGUAUUGCAAAACAUGCUCUAGAAUUAAAGAACAUGCCUCUAGCAAGACAAGCUUCCGAAUCAGCCUUAUCUGUUGCUCCAACUUAUUGGCCUUGUCUUGACCGCUAUUCAAAAAUUUUAUUUGCUAUUUCCGAUUUCACUUCUCUCAGUCGAGUCUUGGAAUUAGCCUUUGCGGUUAACCCUGCUUACCCGUUUGGUCUAAAAAUUUUGGAAUAUUUAAAUUCUCCGAGGAAAGCUGACUUUUAUCUUUUUUAA
Messenger RNA from Zophobas morio, 617 nucleotides. RefSeq names its product calcineurin-binding protein cabin-1-like. Bases 21 to 617 code for a protein of 198 amino acids. Gene Ontology annotation, biological process: chromatin organization. Gene Ontology annotation, cellular component: nucleus. The record is from RefSeq and is a predicted model, not a curated record. NCBI's taxonomy places the organism in Eukaryota, Metazoa, Arthropoda, Insecta, Coleoptera, Tenebrionidae. The transcript has 7 exons. Gene Ontology annotation, molecular function: nucleosome binding; protein binding.